AAGCCUAAUAGACAGAGAUAAUUUCGCAUUCAUAAUAUUAGUAAGGAUUAUACUUUUCUAAACAUUUAAAUACAUGCUUUAUGUAUUGUUCCGUAAAUGGACAAGACCAUCGAUUUUUGAUACAAAGAAGAUAACAUCACAAAUACAGGCAAUCGCUAUCUUCACGUAAAAACCCAAAAAGUGAUAUUACUAGACAAUAUUGAGUAACAAGUCAUUGGCAUCAACGAUGACAUAGCAAAUAGACCAAUAUUACACAAUAACAUCAUUUACCAUGACUGUCCUUUUAACGAAUCUAAUCAGACUAAUCAGAUAAUUAAACGUAUAUUUAAACAGGUUCAGCUUAGUGCACAAUCAAACUCAAUAGUGUAAAGUCUAUCAAUAUGUUUGCCAACAAAGUAGUGCUCGUGACUGGAGGAAGUUCAGGUAUUGGCGCGGCUACUGUAGAGCUGUUCGCUAAAGAAGGAGCAUCAGUCGCCUUCGUCGGCAGAAACGAAACUCGACUGGAGGAAGUCGCUAAGAAAUGCGAACAAUAUGGAGCUGCAACACUCGUCAUCAAAGCUGAUGUCUCUAAAGAAGAAGAAGCAAAAACCGUCGUUCAACGAACAGUAGAUAAGUUUGGAAAACUCGAUGUGCUUGUGAACAAUGCUGGCAUUCUACGUCAUGCUACUGUAACUGACCCUAAAUUCUUGGAGAAUUUUGACGAGAUUAUGAACACGAAUUUGCGUCCUGUGGUCCUUUUGAGCAGUCUUGCAAUUCCUCACCUCAUCGCCUCUAAAGGAAACAUCGUAAACGUGUCCAGUGUUUUGGCAACUUGGAUCAAGAUUCCUGGGACUAUAUCCUAUUGUAUGUCCAAAGCUGCCAUGGACCAUUUCACAAGAGGAGCUGCUACGGAACUAGCUCCUCACGGUGUAAGAGUAAAUUCUAUCAACCCUGGACCAGUCUUGACAGACAUUGCUGCAAACGCCGACAUGCCUAAGGAUUUAAAUCAGGACAAUAUCGUGGAAAAGCUGACUGCGUUAGGAAGAUUUUCUGAAUCUGAAGAGAUUGCUGAAUUGAUCCUGUACCUAGCUAGGGCUCGCAGUGUGACCGGUUCUUGUUAUCUCAUUGAUAAUGGAAUGUAUCUGAAGUAAACUUGUAAUUUUAAUUUUACAACUUUUCUGGUUAUUUAUUAUGUUAGUGUAAUAAUUUUAAUUUUGAAAUAAAACUAAUCACAUUACCUAUUACA
Messenger RNA from Helicoverpa zea (corn earworm), 1225 nucleotides. Its product is annotated as 3-oxoacyl-[acyl-carrier-protein] reductase FabG-like. The record is from RefSeq and is a predicted model, not a curated record. The coding region runs from base 381 to 1130 and encodes 249 amino acids. Gene Ontology annotation, molecular function: oxidoreductase activity. The transcript has a single exon. Lineage: Eukaryota; Metazoa; Arthropoda; Insecta; Lepidoptera; Noctuidae.